This is a messenger RNA of Schistocerca gregaria, 1203 nucleotides long. RefSeq lists its product as uncharacterized. The transcript is spliced from 4 exons. NCBI's taxonomy places the organism in Eukaryota, Metazoa, Arthropoda, Insecta, Orthoptera, Acrididae. The record is from RefSeq and is a predicted model, not a curated record. The coding region runs from base 1 to 1203 and encodes 400 amino acids.
AUGGAAGAGGUAGUCUCGCAGUUUAUCGCCCUCGAAUUUACGAUGAAGAGCCUGGGCGUGCGCUCGGAAAAGGUGAGUCCGACAAUCUCUUCUUUCUUCGAGAAUGUGCAGUCGAUUGCCGCUUCCGCUUCUCAUUCAAUGGUAGUUAAGAAUGAGGAAAACGGCGCGACCAGUCUGUGGACCUUUGGUCUCAACGAUUAUGGUCAGCUGGGUGUCAGCAUUCCUGAAACUGAGGACGAACUGAGUAUUCGUCUUCCGGACACUAGAGAUCAGUGCACACAGUCCUCUUCGAAUUUAGACGCCUCCUCUGCACAGCCGUUGCCUAGCGAUGCUAAAAAUGAGAGCCGCCCGGAAGGAGGGUCCGAAAAUCAGAAGGGAGACCCAGAAAAGGGGGUCGAUUACCGUUUGACACCUGUACUGGUAACUUCUCUUUCAAAACACAAAAUCAUACGGAUAUCUUGCGGGAGCACACACGCGGCCGUCGUCACUGAUCAAGGGAAACUAUUUACGUGGGGACAGGGUAUAUACGGACAGCUUGGGCUGGGUGCGGUGCUUCAGAGGUACACACCGUACGAAGUGACCACUUUAGGAAGCGAGGUGUUUAUCAACGAUGUACAGGCUGGGUCUUUCCACACUGCUAUUAUCACGAGCGCGCAUUCCUUGUACACAUGUGGGGCAGGUACUCAUGGCGAAUUGGGCCACGGCGACUUCAAGAAUUUGUACUACUUUACUAUGGUGAGCUAUCUCAAGAAACUAAAGAUUGUCCAAGUUUCUUGUGGAAGGUAUCAUACCGCCGCAGUUACGAGUGGUGGCUCGGUUUACACUUUUGGGGCGGGCGAACACUAUCAACUUGGACAUGGAAACGACCUGAGUCUUUCAACGCCUAAAUGCAUCGACAUAUUCAAAAGGAUCAAGGCUAAAAUUAAGCAGGUUUCCUGCGGCGCGUAUCACACUGUAUCUGUAUCAGUGUGUGGCCAGCUUUUUGUCUGGGGAACUGGAAAAGAAGGCGAGCUGGGACUGGGAACUCAAAAUAAAGUUGCUACCGUGCCGACGUUGAAUGACAUUCAUCACGACAUGUCUGUCUCUAAAGCGUAUGCAUCGGACGGGUGUACUAUGGUAAUCAGCGAUGUUGGGAAGAUUUGGGCCAUGGGCGCCAACGCCUACAACAUUUUCGACCAACCGACUGACCAGCGCGCUGAUUAG